Molecule: messenger RNA, 1366 nt
Organism: Zeugodacus cucurbitae (melon fly)
Lineage: Eukaryota; Metazoa; Arthropoda; Insecta; Diptera; Tephritidae
Gene: Gbeta76C
Product: guanine nucleotide-binding protein subunit beta-2
Exons: 7
Coding region: 179-1219 (346 amino acids)
Biological process (GO): G protein-coupled receptor signaling pathway
Cellular component (GO): cytoplasm; heterotrimeric G-protein complex
Molecular function (GO): signaling receptor complex adaptor activity; protein binding
Source: RefSeq, a predicted model, not a curated record
UCAAAAAGUUUUCGCAGAACAGUUGGCAGGCAGACGUUGACUUUGAAACGGUGUUGGCGGUCGGUAAAGAGCGUUAAGUGUAAACAAUUUGAAAAUUGUAAUAAAUAUAGUAAAAAAUAAAAACAAUAAUAAUAAAUAAAAAAUAGUAAAGAAAUUUAAAAAUAUUAAUUAAUUCAAAAUGCCAAAAAUUGAUCCCGAAACCCAAAAACUACAUGAUGAGAUCAAUGGAAUGAUUCAAAAGUUCAAGGACGAUCAAAAGGCCAAAGCUGACUGUACAUGGAAGGAAAAAUGUGGCGAUAUGGGUGAUGUACCCAAACUUCGACUAAGUUCGAAAAAGAUUCUUAAAGGACAUAUAAACAAAGUGAACUCUGUGCACUUUGCUGGCGAUUCUCGACACUGCGUCACUGGUUCGUUGGAUGGAAAAUUAAUCAUUUGGGAUACGUGGACGGCAAACAAAGUGCAGGUUAUACCGCUGCGUUCGGCUUGGGUUAUGACUGUCGCUUUUUCGCCGUCGGGCAACUUCGUCGCAUGCGGGGGUAUGGAUAAUCAGUGCACAGUUUAUGAUGUUAAUAAUCGAGAUGCUUCGGGUGUCGCCAAAAUGACACGAGAACUUUUGGGUUACGAGGGUUUUCUGAGUUCGUGUCGAUUUUUAGAUGAUGGACAUUUGAUAACGGGCUCGGGUGAUAUGAAAAUUUGCCAUUGGGACUUGGAGAAAGGCGUGAAAACAAUGGAUUUUAAUGGACACGCUGGUGAUAUUGCUGGUUUAAGUCUUUCGCCCGAUAUGAAUACGUAUAUAACAGGUUCAGUAGAUAAAACAGCCAAACUGUGGGACGUACGUGAAGAGUCAUACAAGCAAAUGUUCUUCGGUCACGAAAUGGACGUGAAUUCUGUUUGCUAUCAUCCAAGUGGUUUCGGCUUCGCUUCUUGUUCUGAGGAUCAGACAGCGCGUCUUUAUGACAUACGCUCGGAUCAGCAAAUAGCUCAAUAUGAGCCACCCCAGAAGAACACAGGCUUCACUUCGUGCGCUCUAUCAACCAGUGGUCGUUAUCUGUUGUGUUCUGGUAUCGAGGGUAAUAUACAUGCUUGGGAUACAGUUAAAGUCUCACACAAUGCAAUGCUACAAGGGCAUGAGAAUCGCAUCACUUGCAUUGGCCUCUCACCGAAUGGCAUGUGCCUUGCCUCUACUAGCUGGGAUCAACAAGUGCGUCUUUGGCUAUAAAUUCAAUAUAAUAACGGAAUUUUUACUCAAGCGGAAUACAUACGUAAGACAGCCGUGUGAAAUUUUUUUUUCAAAUUAAUAUGUAAAUGCUCAGAAAAUAUCAAAAGUUUGAAAUAAAUACUAUAGAAAAGCGCGUUUAUCAUGUAA